This is a messenger RNA of Closterium sp. NIES-65, 2286 nucleotides long. The record is from the annotation of a GenBank genome assembly. NCBI's taxonomy places the organism in Eukaryota, Viridiplantae, Streptophyta, Zygnematophyceae, Desmidiales, Closteriaceae.
AUGGCGCAUAUCUGUGGAUCGGCAGCAGUUUCACCGCCAGCCGUCUAUGCCCCACCAAGCUGUCAUUUAGUUCCAAAGGGCUCCGUUUCGGUCCCUUCAGUUUCCAUGUCGGGCAUCAGGCGGGUUCCGUCUCAUCGUAAUUCCGUCGCCACCUCACCGCUGCGCUGUUCUUUUCUUCAAUCGUCAAUUCCUCUACGACCUCAGCCGAAUAAUUCCACGACGUCGCGACGCUUUGUCGUAUCGGCAGCGGGAAAGCAGACGUUCUCUUCGUUCGAUGACAUGAUUCAAACGGCGGACGUGGUUCUUGUUGACUUCUAUGCCACAUGGUGUGGCCCCUGCCAAAUUGUGGCGAAGACUUUGGAACAAGUGUCUGCUCAAGUUGGCGAUUCCGUCAAAAUCGUGAAGAUUGACACGGAGAAGUACCCUAAGCUGGCAUCGCGGUAUGGAAUCCAGGGCCUGCCUACUUUGAUACUUUUCCGGAAAGGACAAGUUAUUGAUCGUGUGGAGGGAGCAUUGUCGGCACAAGACCUUAUUAUGAGGAUGAACUACAUGCACACAAUGCCUCGUCUCUACCACCGCUAUCAGCUUGCGCUGCACAUCAAAAGGGUCAUCUGCGCCCACCAUGUUGCUCACCCGCUGCUCCGCCAUGUGGAUCUCGCGCGUUGGUGUUUCACGCGCUUUGGGGUACGCCCCGACCGAUCCACCAUCGGCCGCGUGUUGAAGGGCGCCAAACGAUGGCGCAUCCCGGACGACGCUGUUGACGCUAUUCGUGUGCGUGGCGGCGCGUACCCGGACCUGGAGCGCGCAAUGGCACGUUGGAUUGCCAAUGCGGGUCCCGCUGGCGUUCCGCUGACAUUGGCCACAAUCCGCGACCAUGUUGCUACCAUGGCACGUGCGAAUGGUGUGCCAGCGACAUUUCGCUGCUCUAUUGGAUGGGUGCGGCGUGCUUUGCGCCGCCAAGGAGUAAGGUGCAUGAGCGCUGUCGGCGAAGCGGCAGACCAGGACAUGAACGCCGUCCGCAACGCUCGGGAGAAGCUCCCGCAGCUUCUCAUGCAACUCGGCGUACGCCCGCGUGAUAUGUUCAACUUCGACGAGACGGCGCUUUUCAUCUCCGUUCUGCCGCGCAAAACAUACGGCACUGGCAGGUCGGCGGGGCGGAAGGCGCCGAAGGAACGACUUACCGUCAGAUUCCUGGUGAACGCGGAGGGCUCGCACGCCUUCCGCCCGCUCGUCAUCUCCAAGGCGAAACGGCCCCACGAUUUCCGGCCGGACUAUAAUCCAGAGGAGUUGUGCUACUGGCGCAACACCGCCAAAGGUUGGAUGACUUCCUCGCUAUUCACGCACUACAUCGAACAACUCGACGCUGCCAUGAACGCAGAGGGCCGCAACAUUGUUGUCCUGCUCUACAACGCCAGCAGCCACAAUCUGACAACCGAGGGCGGCGUGACCGAAGAUCUCUUCGGGUUCCGUACGCGUGCGCUCAAGAACGUGCGCCUGGUGUUCAUGCCUCCUAACACCACCUGCUUCAUUCAGCCCCUUGACCAGGGGCUCAUCGCCAUGGCAAAAGCGUGGUACCGCCAGCAUUGGCUCCGCGCCUUCACGGGCAUAUGGACUGCCGAAGGCGCCACCUCCGCGGCAGCUAGGUUCAAGCCGAACCUCCGAGUUGGCGGUGGCCCCACUGCCGGAGGUGACAUCGGCCUGGACGAUGACGUCAACGACGUGGGUAGCCUGAUUGCCCGGCUCGGACUCGGGCCCAGCGCGAUGCCCGCUCAGGAGUUUGUCGGCAUCGAUGAUAACCAGCCGACGUGCGCCGAGCCCGGUGAGGAUCCGUUGGCGAUCGAGCCGCGAUCGGAGCCGACGACGGAGAUGUGGGAGGCGACUGCGUCGAUGCAGCUGGUCUACGACGACAGCAACCCUGCGAAGCGCGAAGCACGUCGCACCGCUCAGGCCGCGUGCGAAAUGCUCAUUAACUACGCGCGCGCGACAUGCAUCACGCCGCGGGACCUGUGCGCACUGUUUGACAUUCGUAACCCGAUCAUCAUCGCGCGGAUGGAGCGCGCAAGCCCUGCUCUCAACCUUAACGCGUCUUCGCCACCCGCCAUGUCGCACGAGGACAACCCAACGGCAGAGACUCCACGUCGCCGUGGUCGCGUGCUGCCGGCGUGGAUGACGGUGUCGACCCCUGACUGGGUGGCCCAGUCUGCUCGCCGGCAAGAGCUUAUCGAUGCCGAGGCUCCCGCCGUGAUGAGCGGCUACUUGGCUGCCGCUGAGUGGAUGCGGCUGUGA